This is a messenger RNA of Acromyrmex echinatior (Panamanian leafcutter ant), 2184 nucleotides long. It is a transcript of the gene unpg, whose product is annotated as homeobox protein unplugged. Gene Ontology annotation, cellular component: nucleus. Gene Ontology annotation, biological process: regulation of transcription by RNA polymerase II; regulation of nervous system development. The record is from RefSeq and is a predicted model, not a curated record. Lineage: Eukaryota; Metazoa; Arthropoda; Insecta; Hymenoptera; Formicidae. Gene Ontology annotation, molecular function: RNA polymerase II transcription regulatory region sequence-specific DNA binding; DNA-binding transcription factor activity, RNA polymerase II-specific.
UCGAAUAAAGAUAAUUGCUAAACAGAUAGCAACGAUUAUUUAAAGUAUUAAAGCUCAUUAUAAAAUGUGCCAUAACUAUUGUAAUGCAAAACAUAAUACUACGCCAAGUGAAAUAAAGCAAAGUACUAUAAAACAAUCGUUAAUAAAUAUAAAGCACCUUAACACCGAUUGACAACCUUAAACUAAUGUUGUAAUUUGAUUCAACGUUGACAAUUUGAAUAAAGACACGCUGACACUUCUUAUUUUUAUCUAAUACACAACAACAAUUGAAUUGGCAAUUUACCUUCUUUAAGUACUGCCGCAAUAAGAAAUUCUGUAAAAGACAAAGACACAGCAUAUUAAUUCUUAAUUUAACAACACUUCGGACUGCACGAGAGACGGCAAUUAUUGUACAUGAAAAAGAAAGAUGUUCGACACAUAGUAUCGGAUUGAGAUCGAUCCCGUUCGAUUUUGGACGCUGGUCCAUCAAGUUCAAGGAAUCAUGGACAUGAGCGUAGAGGAAACUGAGCUCGACGUCGGCUCGGCGAGCGACGAGUUGGAGUCGUCGGCCGCGGAGCCAAAGCUCGCGCGACGUCCGACACCGCGACCCUUCACGAUCGAGAGUUUGAUCGGUAACGCGCGUGAAGAUCACGAUACCGGCGGUGGCGGUGGCAUAAUGCGAGACGAUCGGACAAACGAAGAGGAAGAGCACCGAGACCGGGAAUACCAGCUUUAUCAGAGGCACUACCUGGCGACCGCGGCGGCGAGCACGCUACCCUCAGGUUUCGGCGUGCCACUCGGAUUAUACAGUGCUUGGCUACCAAUGCGGAUGUACGGUGGCAGCGGUGCAUCCGGCGUCCCGAUGUUGCCGCCACAGCAUCCGUCCACCGGCUACCCAGCUCACCCGGAACUGCAUCAGAAUCGACUGUCGCAGCCCUCCAUACCGCCAUCCAGUCAUCCGCAGGGAUAUUAUGCACUGGAUGGUUGCCGUCGUGUCACGAAUCAGCGUGCACCGAGUAGCUUCACCGACAGCGAAGACGAGGACGGCAGCGUCGGUUCGCCGGCAUCACCGGCUCACGAUCUUUCUAAAUCCCGACACGGAUCUGAGAACGGUCGUGCAUCAGCCGAAAGCGACGAAGAGGGUGGCGGAGCUGCGGGUUCCGGCGAGAGUCAUGACAUUUCCGACGGCAUCGUCAGCGGUGCCAGCAAUGCCGCCCCAAGUCCUAGCAGGCCUUUAGAGAAUGGACAGAAUUCAUCAGCAUCAGGUGCCGGUGGCAACAAAGCUCGUCGGCGACGUACCGCGUUCACUUCGGAACAGCUGCUCGAGCUGGAGCGCGAAUUCCACGCCAAGAAGUACCUGAGCCUAACAGAACGCUCGCACAUAGCGCACGCAUUGAAACUGUCGGAGGUGCAGGUGAAAAUCUGGUUCCAAAAUCGACGUGCCAAAUGGAAACGAGUGAAGGCCGGACUGAGCGGUGGAGGCGUCGGCGUCGGUUCGGCGGCGGCAGCCAUGACGGCCUCCAGUGCUUCUGGACGCCACAAUGGUGCCACGGGACAACACACUUCCGGUACAAGAAUUGUGGUACCGAUACCAGUUCACGUGAGCCGUUUAGCAGUCAGAUCGCAUCAUCAUCAUCUGGAGAAGUGCGCGAGAGCACCGCGUGCGAGACCGACUUCGGGCGAGGGUGGAUCCUCGUCGGGAGCGUCGUCGUCGGUGUUGAGCGAUGCUUUGGGACUAGUAAAUACAUCAGUAAAUUUGAGCGGUCAGGUACAGCCGCCUUUGGGCGCCGGCAUGGGGGUGGAAAUCGGGGUCGGGGGUGGUCUAAGGGCCUUUGCGGUACCAGCGCAUCGAGCCGGUCUCGGAUCCUCCGGAAGGUAGUGAACGUCGCAAACGGAUAAACUUGGAUGUUUGACAGAAAAAUAUAAAAGGAACAAAUAGAGGUAGAUCGAUCACUGGUGUAAGACGCACGCGUGAUAAGAUGAAGUCGAGUUCUCAUUAAAAUUGAAUAUAAUAUCAAUCAAAAAAUUAAAAACGGCUAUGACAAAUGUGAAACAUUAUAAGAAGAUAAACAUGAACUCUUUCUUUGUCUUAUAUAACUUUUAUCUAUUGCAUUAUGUGCAUGUUGCUCGAUCAGACAAGAGCACACUGAAAUGAAUAUUUUUUUCUUUUAAAUCAAAUUAUUGUGCAUAAGCAACAAUAGUAUG